Caenorhabditis auriculariae is the source of this 2304-nucleotide messenger RNA. NCBI's taxonomy places the organism in Eukaryota, Metazoa, Nematoda, Chromadorea, Rhabditida, Rhabditidae. The record is from the annotation of a GenBank genome assembly.
AUGGAAAGAAGGCUAAGGCGCGCGUUAGACAACGGGGCUCCGGAGACGCCAUGGAUGCGACAGCCGAUUUGGCCACGGCUGUCGGACUUCCUCGCUAUGAUAAACUCGGUCCUGAUUCUUCUGCAGGAUGCAGACGGCAUCUGGUGCCCAGGGGGUUCCUGGGUACAGACAAUGAUGGAGCCCCAAAGGCCUGGUCGUGUCAGACGUCCGACCGUCACUGACUGAGAGACGUCUGUUUGGCGGGAAGUUCGUACUGAGAACGCCCUGCCAGCGUAGGAUCCCCAGUAGAUUCUAGUCUAGGUCUAGGUCACUUGACUUGAAAGUUUUGAGUGCCUUUGGGUGUUGCAAUUUUCAACUUUUGUUUUGGAUUUUCGCAGAACAAUAUUCGGAAAGCAUGCUGAAUUCGAUAGCUUAUAUUUUUCAGAAAUAUUUAGUUGGAGAAUUAGAUCUGACGACGCUAUCGGGAUGGGAAAAGAAGUACUUUCGAGCUGAUUUACUUCAUGAAACUCUGAAAAGAAUGCUUGCAUAUGUAAGUAUCUGACUUGAUAAUUUAUUUUAUUUCUCACAUCGCAACGCUGGGGUAAAUAUCUUUCCUAACUCGCUAUGAAACAUUCUAUGAAGGUAUUUGUAGUUUCAAACUUAUAAGGAUACUAUGGGUUUCGUUGCAGUAAAUAACCUUGAAAUUUGAUUUUCUAUCAUGAACUUUUGCUUUUUUUGAGAUGAUUUUCCUAUCAGCGUUUCUCCAAACAUCUUAACUAUUUUUUUUUAUUUCCAGUCUAACAUUUCAUUGACGUUGAAAAGUAGCGCAUUCCCAUUAAAAUUUCAAAAAAUAGUUCCAGAUGCGACCUGCUUCCCACCAACGUCAAGGACUCCAACAUCCAAUCGACCUGCAAUUAACAGGUAUUUUUUUAAUCCGUUGCCAAGCCCCGCUUCCAUAAACAAUUUUCCCAUUCUUCCUCGGGCAAAAUUUGUUUUUUUUUCGAUUGUAGUCAAAACAGCAAUGAAAAAAAUGGAAAAAAAGUUGAUUAUUAUUUCUUAAAAGCCAAUAAUUUUUAGCCUUGAAUUGGAAAGAUGCUUUUUGACAAGAAUAAAUAAUCUGGACAGAUUUAAAAACGAACAAAACCAGGGAAGUAUACAAAUAACAUGAGGACAAAAACGAAGGCGAUGGCGCAGGAAAGGACCAAAAAAGCCGUUGGCACUUGGGUCGGCGCGCUCUUUUUCUUGUCGCCCUUGGGUCCUUUGACUUCUGAAUCGGCUGACCGUAAAUUUCGUCAUGAAGUGGACAUAUUUCUCACGUUCUUAUAUCACAAAAGCCUCAGGAAAAAGGCUUUGAAGGGAUUUGCAGAUUUCAAAAAACUAAUUUUUUUGAAAAUUCAAUAGAUUUGCAUUUUUUUUAGUCAUAAUCUAAACCGAAGUUCGUUUUUUUUUUGCAGCGAUGGUUUUUGAAAACGUUCUUUAUAUGAUUUCAUAACCACAACACUCUUUUUUGGCUGAUUAUCAAAAAAGUCAAAAAGGUCUUCGACUUCUAAAUUUCACGGUUUUUGAGUUGACGGUUGAGAGUCCCGUGAAUACGACGACCACGACGACUAGCCAGCUAUAUUCAAAAUACGGAGUGUUUUUUCAGUUCGGUCUUUACACGUUCUCCCACGCACACACUAUAUAUAUAUAAAAAUUCAUGAAAUCCUUGUAGAUUUUUGGUUUUUGUGGGGAUUGAUUUGAAGUUUAUUUUAAUAUUUUUUUGCUCCAGCGAUUGAAACAAAGUUAUCUUCCUUGGCAACCAAAUGUUAUAUGUUUAUUUAUCUAUUAAAAAAAUUCAUGAUGCUAUGAUGAAACACCGCAAGAUUUUUACGAAAUUUCAAUUCUUUGUUGUGGCAAUUUAUUUGCGAAAUAUUUUUCACAGUAAUGAUUGAACCUAGAAGAAGGCCGCAAAAACCUAACUAGAGGGUCAUGGUGUCAAGGACGCCGCCUGUACAGUGGAGCACGCUUUCCUUUAGUCUCUAUGUAAACUUCUUGAAGACGUUGUAUGCUAAGUUAUCAAUUUUAUUAAAAUUUAUUACAUAUUUUCUUUUCGAAUUGUUGAAAAUCAAGUUGAGAAACUUUAUUCUCGGUUCAAUUCUUUAGGAGACAAAUUACGUAAUUUCAUUAGAUUCGAUUUUUUGAAAGCUAAUUUUUCGGUUUCCAGAAACUCGAUGUGGUCCUUCUCCGCAACGCGGUCUCUGCAUUCAAGGUCAAAUCUCUACGUUCCGGUGCGUUUUUUUCAUUAUAAUAGAGAUGAUUACUCAACUAACGGACCCUCGGAGCUGA